AUAGAUCUAGAUAAGUAUAAUUCUGUAGAAGAGUUAGAAGCCUUAGGUUUAAAUAGAUUGAAGAACUCAUUGAUGGAAAAAGGAUUAAAAUGUGGUGGAACAUUACAACAGAGAGCUGAGAGAUUGUUUUCUAUUAAAGGUUUAAAACAGGAAGAUAUAGACCCUUCACUAUUUUCAAAACCAUCUAAAAAGAAAGGCAAGUGA
Molecule: messenger RNA, 204 nt
Organism: Lottia gigantea (owl limpet)
Lineage: Eukaryota; Metazoa; Mollusca; Gastropoda; Lottiidae
Exons: 1
Cellular component (GO): nucleus
Source: RefSeq, a predicted model, not a curated record